AGGAAAGGAAGGGGAAGCCGGAAAGCGGUGCGAGUGAAGCUGAGCCCUUCCCAUCCCGCCGCGGGGCCGGUGCUUAGUCCGGCCCCAGGAUGCAGAAUGUGAUUAACACGGUGAAGGGAAAGGCACUGGAAGUGGCUGAGUACCUGACCCCGGUCCUCAAGGAAUCAAAGUUUAAGGAAACAGGUGUUAUCACUCCAGAAGAGUUUGUGGCAGCUGGAGAUCACUUAGUCCACCACUGUCCAACAUGGCAAUGGGCUGCAGGGGAAGAAUUAAAGGUGAAGGCAUACCUACCACCUGGCAAACAAUUUCUGGUCACGAAAAAUGUGCCAUGUUAUAAGCGAUGCAAACAGAUGGAAUAUUCAGAUGAAUUGGAAGCUAUCAUUGAGGAAGAUGAUGGUGAUGGAGGGUGGGUAGAUACUUAUCAUAACACAGGUAUUACAGGAGUAACUGAAGCAGUAAAGGAAAUUACACUGGAAAGCAAGGACAGUAUAAAACUCCAAGAUCAUUCAGCAUCAUGUGAGGAGGAGGAUGAGGAAGAUGAAGGAGAAGCUGCAGAUAUGGAAGAAUAUGAAGAAAGUGGAUUGUUGGAAACAGAUGAGGCUACCCUUGACACAAGGAAAAUAGUAGAAUCUUGUAAAGCCAAAGCUGAUACUGGAGGUGAAGAUUCUAUUUUACAAACCAGAACUUAUGACCUUUAUAUCACUUACGAUAAAUAUUACCAGACACCACGACUAUGGUUGUUUGGCUAUGAUGAGCAACGGCAGCCUUUAACAGUUGAGCACAUGUAUGAAGAUAUCAGUCAAGAUCAUGUGAAGAAAACAGUGACCAUUGAAAAUCACCCUCAUCUCCCACCACCUCCUAUGUGUUCAGUUCACCCAUGCAGGCAUGCUGAGGUGAUGAAGAAAAUUAUCGAGACCGUUGCAGAAGGUGGGGGAGAACUUGGUGUUCAUAUGUAUCUUCUAAUUUUCUUGAAAUUUGUACAAGCUGUCAUUCCAACAAUAGAAUAUGACUACACAAGACAUUUCACAAUGUAAUGAAGCAGGCAGAAAAAUUAUAUAAUUAUUGCUUCUGAUUUUUAAAGAAUUAACCCCUAGAUGUGACUAUUCACUAUGUUCACCAAUAUUGUAUAAUUUCUCUAAUAAAGGGACUUAUUAUGCAUUAAACAAAAAGUUCCAUUACCAACUUUAUUUGUUUAAUAAAAAUAAGUAUAAAGAGA
This is a messenger RNA of Erinaceus europaeus (western European hedgehog), 1216 nucleotides long. It is a transcript of the gene ATG3, whose product is annotated as autophagy related 3. The transcript has 13 exons. Gene Ontology annotation, biological process: autophagosome assembly; autophagy of mitochondrion; nucleophagy. The coding region runs from base 90 to 1034 and encodes 314 amino acids. NCBI's taxonomy places the organism in Eukaryota, Metazoa, Chordata, Mammalia, Eulipotyphla, Erinaceidae. The record is from RefSeq and is a predicted model, not a curated record. Gene Ontology annotation, cellular component: cytoplasmic ubiquitin ligase complex; cytosol. Gene Ontology annotation, molecular function: Atg8-family ligase activity.